Syzygium oleosum is the source of this 570-nucleotide messenger RNA. Its product is annotated as vegetative cell wall protein gp1-like. The coding region runs from base 96 to 452 and encodes 118 amino acids. The record is from RefSeq and is a predicted model, not a curated record. The transcript is spliced from 3 exons. Lineage: Eukaryota; Viridiplantae; Streptophyta; Magnoliopsida; Myrtales; Myrtaceae.
GACAUUCUCUAUUUAAGCAGAGAAAUCAUCGCUCUUGAGCUCCCACGGCUCCCCCACAGCAAGCACAUUGUGAAUCUCUAUCGUGUGCAAGAUCCAUGGCGAGCCACUUCCUUGCGAUCAUCCUCAUCGUGUGCGCUUUCUGCUCCGUUGGUGGUAUAGAGGCACGAAGAUUUCUUACCACACCUGAAGCUCCUAAUGCGGGUGAAGUAAAGCCUUCUAGCGUCGUACCUCCUCCCAGCCCCAAAUGGGCCACAAGUCGUGGUGUCGAGGAUUGGGACCCCCCUACCCCCACGAAGCCUACUCCCAGUCCCGAAGAGGAGCCUGCAGUUCCCGAUUCAGGCCCCGUUAUCACCCCCGUGAAUCCCGGGUUGCCGGAUUGGGAACCCCGCACCCCACCAAAGACGUCUCCCGGCACCGCCGAGGAGCCUGCAGUCCCCUGUUCGGACCCGUGAACUAGAUGUUAUAAUGACCCAGGAAGCAUGUUGCCCUGACACUGUUAUGCUUCAGAAUCAUGCGAUGUACUUCGCUCCUAUCAAAUAAAAAUAAAUAAAGAUCGAACGGUUAUUGCUA